Messenger RNA from Aspergillus brunneoviolaceus CBS 621.78, 1923 nucleotides. Its product is annotated as Zn(II)2Cys6 transcription factor. The record is from RefSeq and is a predicted model, not a curated record. The transcript has 10 exons. Gene Ontology annotation, molecular function: zinc ion binding; DNA-binding transcription factor activity, RNA polymerase II-specific; DNA binding. Bases 1 to 1797 code for a protein of 598 amino acids. Gene Ontology annotation, biological process: regulation of DNA-templated transcription; DNA-templated transcription. NCBI's taxonomy places the organism in Eukaryota, Fungi, Ascomycota, Eurotiomycetes, Eurotiales, Aspergillaceae. Gene Ontology annotation, cellular component: nucleus.
AUGGAGUCCCUCAUGGCCCCUUUUCAAACGGGCAACCUCAAGCGCAUUCGCCAAGCGUGCGCAAAUUGUCGGCGUAGGAAAACAAAAUGCUCCGGGGAGCGUCCGAUCUGUUUCCACUGUCGCCGGAAUAAGCACUCCUGCAUUUACGAGCCUUACUCCGUGACCAUUGGCGAUAAUCCUCCCAGUACUCCUCCAGCACAAACCAGUGAAAAUACCCAACUACUGCAGCGUAUCUCGUUGAUUGAGUCGCGCUUGGCGGAGUUAAGCGGACAAGCCGCACAACAACCCCGAAGCCCGUCUAUAGAUGCUGAGCCUCUCAGGCAGCAGAUCUUGUCGACACAGCCUCCUGUCUCGGGCAUUCCCUUUGUUACACCCUCGCAACCCGUCCUGGACUCCAUCAUGGACACAUAUUUUCUCCAUGUGCACAACCAGCCAUACAGCAACUUCCAGGAGAUCAGCUUCCGACAAGAGCUACGGAAUGGAACCUUGCCACGAUGUUUAAUACUAGCUAUGCUGGCCUCCGCCGUCCGCUUCUCUACUCACGAGCUCUACGCAGAAAGAGCGCUAGAGACAUCAGAGGUUUAUGCUCGGGAAGCUUGGCUGUCCGUGUUGACAGAUUACUUGACAGUAGAAGAUGAUAUAGGACUAACGAAAAAUCUAGCUGGGCGCGUUAAUUCAGGGUGGUUGAAGAUCGGUCUAGCAGCGCGCAUCGCACAAGGGCUCGGCUUAAUGGGCGAGCCUGAUGCUUGGCUACCUGCUGCGGAGCAGGAGGAACGCCGACGAGCGUUCUGGUCAGUCCAGCUUCCGUGCGACGAAGUGACCCUUCGACUAGGUGAGAUCAAGAAGACAUACACCCUGAAUCAGCUUCUCAACUGGAACACUGAGAUCGCUGAAAGCCCCAGCCCCUUUGCUCUGGUUAUUCUUCUGGCGUCCAUCUUCGGGCGCUGCACGCGAUACGUUUAUGCCAAUCGGCACAUAGACGAGAUUCCGCCGUGGGACACCGAGUCAGAGUACACUGCGAUCAAUUCAUCUUUGCUGUUGUUCGAGUCCUAUGCGAAAUCGGGAGAUGCAUCAGUGGUUGAUAUGGCACGGCAGAGUGCUAAAGCGACGGGGACACCGAAUCAUCAAGAACUAGGACACCAGACUUUCGCGCAUACCCUAUUCCAUCUGUGCCAAUGUUUGCUGAAUCACCCCUUUCCCUUUGGCUCCAAGGCUCCUCAUAGCUUUGUCACCCGCGCCCUGCAGAAUGGAAUAGAUCAUGCCACACAGCUUGUGCGUCUCCUCCGGGAUGUAUCCGAGGCGGGCGGACUCGUCGAGUCUUCAUUCUAUGCGUACUCCCAUCAGAAGCUUCCUUGUCGGUCUUCGGAUAUGCUGGAGUGCUUUCAGCAUGCUCUUGAUAUACUUGAUCGAUUAGCCCAAGUCUGGACCCAUGCCGCUAACAUGGCCAUCCGCCUGCGUGAUUUUCACGCCCAGCGCCGCGGGACAAGUAGCGUGCUCGACGAAAGCACCCCACCGAGCGAUCUGGAUCCUAGAUCCGACGAGGCCUUGUGGGCCAUGCUCGACUAUUCCAUUCUCGGCAGCAAUCUGCCCAAGACAUCUAGUGAAUCCGGCUCGGAUUACCGCGGUAAUCUCUCGCCCACACCCUGGGCUCUGGGGUCGAACAUGCCGAUCUCGACAUCAUCUUCGAGGAUCGACCUGGGCGACGACGAUUUGUUUCGGGGUCUUUCUCCGGCUCUGCGGCUUAAUGAAGUUGAAUUUCUCUUGAAUUGUAGUACGCCGAGGACGGGGUGCAUUUGAGCAGGAUUCCUCGGUGUAUCGGAUCGCUCCGAUUCCGGCCGGACCGGGUUGCUUUUCCCGGGUCGCUGAGAUCCUUAGGCAGCCAUUCCUGGUGGACAUAAGGGAUCCAUACACCAGAUUCCUGGG